Messenger RNA from Ixodes scapularis (black-legged tick), 381 nucleotides. RefSeq names its product acanthoscurrin-1-like. The coding region runs from base 34 to 345 and encodes 103 amino acids. Lineage: Eukaryota; Metazoa; Arthropoda; Arachnida; Ixodida; Ixodidae. The transcript is spliced from 3 exons. The record is from RefSeq and is a predicted model, not a curated record.
GCCCGAAACGGACUUACCUUACCGUCGCACAUCAUGAAGACUGCUCUUUCCCUCGCCGUCCUCUGCGUCGUUCUCGCCGUCGCCGCUGCCGGCGGCUUCGGUUUGGGCCACGGCAUCGGAGGCUACGGCCUCGGUGGUCACGGCAUCGGAGGCUACGGCCUCGGUGGUCACGGCAUCGGCGGAUACGGCCUCGGCGGAUUCGGCGGCGGUCUCGGUGGUCUCGGCGGCUUCGGUCACGGCUUUGGUGGUAACUAUGGAGGAAGCUACGGAGGAAGCUACGGUGGAUCCUACGGAGGACGCUACGGGGGCCACUACGGGGGUCUCGGCGGUGGCUUCUUCGGAUAGAUUACUAUUCUGGACUACCUUUAUCACCAGCAAAUA